This is a messenger RNA of Erigeron canadensis, 878 nucleotides long. RefSeq names its product protein NOI4-like. The record is from RefSeq and is a predicted model, not a curated record. Lineage: Eukaryota; Viridiplantae; Streptophyta; Magnoliopsida; Asterales; Asteraceae. The transcript is spliced from 3 exons. Bases 104 to 343 code for a protein of 79 amino acids.
AAAAGUUCCCUAAAAUUAAAUUUAGGGCUAUACCCAUUAUUCCUCCACAAAUUCUCUCUCUAAAACACACACACACACACACUUGAAUCACUGCAAAUUAUUUAUGUCGGAGGAGAAGGGUAGGCCGUUGCCGAAGUUUGGAGAUUGGGAUGUAAAUGAUCCUGCUUCAGCUGAAGGAUUCACUGUAAUUUUUAAUAAAGCCAGGGAUGAGAAGAAAACAGGUGGUAACACAGACUCACCCUCAAAUGUAGAUCCUGGUUUAAAGCAUACUGGUGCACCUGUAAAAAAAACCCCAGCUAAAAAAUGGUGUUGCUGCAUGCAAGCACCUCAUACUGAAUCCUGACGUGGUCGUUAUCCUGUCCAACAGGCAUUCGGGGGCCUAGCUUGGCCUCACAAACUUUUACUUUCAUCUUGUGUGUAAUAGAGUGAGUCUUCUUGAUGGGGGAACGGGAACGGGAAAGGGAAGAUUUUCAAAUAUGUCUAUAUUACAUAUUCUACAGUUCUCUACUUUUCUGUGUGUUGUAUGCUAUCAAUUUAAAGCAGGGUCAUGUGUAGUCGUUUCGACCAAUUGCUUUGGUUAUACUAUCAGAAACUUUAAUGGUACCUGAAUAUGCGAUGGAUGGUAAUUCUUCAAUAGCUUGGUCUUGUGAUAUGUAAUUCUUCAAUAGCUUGGUCUUGUGAUAUGUAAUUAUGUAUAGUAUUUGUCAAGACUGUCAUAUUGGGUCAACCUUGUUUGGUCUUUGUUUGAGUUGGAAAGUUCCAUCAGUUAAUGUUUUACUUUGAUUUGGGACAGUUAGGUAUGGUCCAUAUUCUUGAAAAUCUGUAAAACUUGAUUUAAGAAAUCCUGAAUGAAAAUGAAACGUAUUUCCUAUUGAUUA